UAGUGUUCGGGUGUGUUCGUCUUUUCUCGGAUCAGUCACGCCUAAACUCGUUCGAAAAGCGAAAUCAAAAUCAUUCCACGGCAAUGUACGAAGACUGAUGCUCUUGUCGGGGACUCAUUGUGCAAACGGGCAAUUUUACUUUUUGAAACGGAUUGUAUUACCCGACACAAGUUUUUUUACACGAAUAAUGUUGUGAUAUGCGCCGUCGAUUGUGGUGAUUAGUGAUUUCAAUAAAAAUAUUAACAGUGAAAUUGUACAAAGAAUAUAGUGUGAAGUGGUGCAAUAGUGUUACUGAACCUGGAUUCUAAAGGAUUGCGUUUUACCUGAGAGAUUAUCAAUAAAACGGUCUCGGCCACCAAUUACUACAAGCCAAGCCAUCGCACUAUGAGAGUGCGCUCCCAAAACUUAUGAUCUACACGUGAACAUUGAUAAAAGCCCGAAUUUGAGUCCACCAUGGCUAUUCUCCGGUACGUGUGGAUCGUGGCCAGAACGAUAUUCGCGGUCGUCAACAACUUAUACUGCAUCCCCGCGUACGUGGUGUGGAUGAUGGCGCUGCGCCUCGUCAGACCCUUUUUCGCCCCAGUCUAUUGGAAGAUCGAAGGUCUCAUGUACCACUGGCUGCUGGCGAUGGUGUCCAUGUGGUCCUGGACGGCUGGAUAUGAGAUUGUGGAGACGGGAGACGAGCCAGUGACCUGCAGCGGUCGACGAACACUCGUCCUAGCCAACCACCAGAGCACUGCCGACGUCCCAAUGCUGAUGGCGGCGUGGAACCCCCGGCCCGGAGUCCUGCCCAACCUCAUGUGGAUCAUGGAUCGAGUCUUCAAGUUCACCAACUUCGGGAUCGUCAGCGUGCUUCAUGAGGACUUCUUUAUUCAAGCGGGCAAGGCCAAACGUGAGGCGUCACUCGAAGAGCUGAAGCAGCAUAUCUAUAAGUUCUACGUUCCACUUGGCCGGCAGUUUAUGGUACUGUUUCCUGAAGGAGGUUUCUUGCACAAGAGAAGAGAAGUCAGCCAAAGGUUCGCUGAAAAGAACGGACUGCCAAAGCUGGAGUACGUCUCGCUGCCACGCGCUGGUGCCAUGAAGGUCAUCAUGGAGCAGAUCGGACCGCACAGAGACGCUUCAGGUGCAGGCACUUCUAGACAGGCUAGGAAAGACAACAACUUCAACCAGAACAACUCCAAGAUGAUCCUGGACACUAACUCUGGAGACAGCAUCGAAUGGGUCCUGGAUGUGACGAUUGCUUACCCAGACCGUAUUCCCCUCCACCUGGUAGACGUCGUGUGUGGCAUUAGAAGACCUUGCACCACACAUUUACAUUACAGGCUUUAUCCUGCAAGCGAGGUUCCAUCGGAUUCGGAGGGAAUGACCCAGUGGCUCUACGACAGGUUCAUAGAAAAAGACAAAAUGCUAGAAGAGUACUACCGCACGGGCAAGUUCCCCACAAAGUCCGAUAAACCCCACGUCCUCCGAUAUGUGAGGCAAGAUAACCUCCGGUACCUGAUCUUGCACACCUUCUUUAUAGCUUCGACGUUUUUACAAUACAAAAUUUUCUUCUACUUUUACAAUAAUCUAUGGUAACGGUUAUGGUGUUUUUGACUGGACGUGGGAUAUCCAUUUUUACUCGUCAAGUAGCAACGGACCACAAAUCACUGGUCAUAUGUGAACUAUCAUUAAAAUAAGAGUCCCAUAUUAUAUUUCUUCUAAUCUGUAGAAAAUCGAUGGUUAAUGUGCCAUAAAAACAACGAUUCACCUCUGAUUCAAUGACCAAUUAGAAUAUUUUGAAUAUUUUUCACGUGCAACUUCAGUAUCAUAUUUUGAGAUAAAGGACAAAUUUUAUCUAAGGAGAAUACUAUUUUGGUACUUUGCCUGAUAAAACUUAAGCACAGUCUCCCUUGUAUUGUCACAAAUAUUAAAUAAAGUAUCAUUAUUACUUGUAACUGUCUCAAUAUUUGACACUGAUAUUGUAUGUUAGAGUAAACGUCAAGUUUGUGUAAAUGAUUAAUCGUUCAUACAAUUUCACUUUUGAAGAAGAACAGAUCCCAAUGUAAAAGAAGCAAUCUCAACUAAUCCAACAACAAUUCCACGUUCGGUCUUAUUCUUAAUGUUGUAUGAUGAUGUACAGAAAUAAGCUUUCAACUAUUGACAGACUAUGAACCUAAAGCUGUACUUUUAUCCAAAAUCAUUCAUAUUAUUUUUCUCUCGUGUGGGUUGUGAGAGCAAUGGCCAAUUUCAUAAACCCUGGUGUCAGGGUUACCAUUGAUCCGUCAAAGACCUCUGACAUGGUUCAUGUAACGACAACAUCCAGGGCCGACUGCUUAGCGUGCCGGAUCAUCUUACUUUCAGACAAUAAUCGGGUGAUCAGCCGGCAAUGGUGUAAACCAAACUAGAGAUCACAACAUGUCCCGACCGGAAUUUGAAACCAGGACCUCCAUAUCGUGAGCUUAGCACUCAAACACUGGACUGUCGGGGACGUUAAUAUUAUUCAUUAUGAAAACCAAGAUGAAGCUCUAUACAUAUCUUAAUUUUGCCUUGGAAUUGGUCUGGAUUUUCAAAAUCAAUUGAAAUCUUAUUAUUAUUAAGUACAUUACUUUUUUAGUAAGUAAAUAUAAUACUUCAAAGUACAAUUGGUUUACAAUAGACAGUGUGUUCUUUGUCUAUAUGCGUUUAUUUUCUGUCAUAAUAUAUGUAAUGGUAUUCCUAGUCGGUUAAUAUUUGAAAGCGUGCACUCGUUUUGUAAAGGUGCGUAUUGAAAGUACAUUUUUAUGUUAGUUCGUUUUGUGUAUGUGUAGAAUUAUUUCAUCUACCUUUAAGUUGUAGUUGUAAAAUGAUACCUCGUGAAAAAGAGUGUUGAUGGAAUAAUUGUGCCCUGGGUACGUUUAUUGUAUAUAGAAGCAAGCUCCGCGUAUUAACAUGCUCUUAUUUUGUCUAUAGAUAGUGAUGAUAAGUUAUUUGGUAUUAGCGCCACAAUUAGGUUCAAAAUAAGUCAAGGUACAACAAUAAAAUAAUUCUGUUCACUUUAGUGACUUAGCACUGUAAAAACAGCUAUCCUUGUACCUAUUUGCAUGUUUUUUGAUCUACUUUCCUUGUCACAUUAAUUAUGGAAUAAUUCAAAAGAAUCUAUUUCUGUCUUUUCCCGUAUUUUCUAUUUUAAAUUUUAGCAUAACCAGUAGUACCUACAAUCAUUUUCUUUUUGUCUCAUUCUAUAGUCUAGUAAGACAUAACUACAUUAUACUGAAUACGUCUAUAUUCUUACUAAAACGGUAGCGUAGUUUCUUUUACUGCGGAAUAUUGGUAGAUAGUUGAAUUAAAAAUAUAUAUAUAUAUAUAUAAUAUUACCUUAGUUAUUCUGUGAAUCUACCGGGUUGUUUCUUUUUAAUAAUAUAAGCUGGCGAUUGACCGCAGUCUCACCUGAUGGUAAGUGACGAUGUGGUCUAGGGUGGAUCAUGCUGACCUAGCAAAUGCCUAGUCACUCUAGCCUUGAAGACUCCCAGUUUAUAACGAGUUGGAAAAACAGACGACGGCAGACAGUUCCAGUCAAUACAAUACAAUAACUCUUUAUUGCACUUAAAUCAUAUUAAAAAUACAUUAGGUAUGCAGUCCUUUGUUGUUCGCAUCAAAAAGGAAGAGGCAAAAGGUUUAGUGCAGAUUGGUGGUACAUCCACAACAUAAGAAUGAAAAGCCUGCCGACAUCUAGUUGACCAUAGAUGAAAUGGAGUCGGUGGAAAUAACACGUGAAGUUCCUGCGCACACUCGCCGAAAUGAAUCCUAUAAAAAACGGCCAGACAAGCUGCCCUUCGUUGUGGGAAUGUUUUGAAAUUGCGUUUUUAAUUUGAAUUAUAUCGGAGUAGUUAUGAAUGAUGACGUUAUUACACGGAGCUUGUUUAUAAUAAUCAUAUUUUUUACGACCAAGAGCACUUUCUAAUAGUGGGAGUAUUACACUAUUUACAAAGUGUAUUUUAUCAAAGCGUGCUGUGACAUACAAGUCAAUAUGUAAGUUUCCUUAGCAUAGGUCUUGUGCUUUGCGCUGAACCAAACUCCAAAACCUUUGUGACAAUAAAAAAUAAUAGAAAAAAAUCUUUUUACAAUCACCUUCACCUUUUACUCAGACCUUCGCUUCUAAUUUUUAAUAUAGUUAAAGAAUAACGAAUUUUUUACCACGAAUCCUCGUCUUGGGUAUUCUAGGAUUUUCUUUUUGGAUUGACGUUUGCGAAAUAUUGCCAUUAUUAAUAGGCUAGAGAGCGUUGAUAGGGACAGUAACAAUUUUUAAUGGGUUUUUGUCGCCCUGUAAUUUGCUUAAUGCUUGCAAAUACUCGUAACGGGUGUUUGGAAAUACCUAAAAGGAAUUCAAUCGUCAAGUUACAGGGAUCAAAAUCUGCCAAGAUGCGGUUUAAUAGCGAUAACGCCUAUUGAUAUGGCGUUCAUUUCGCAAAUCUCAAUCUUGAAAAGAAAGAAGGGGUUUCAUAAACCUUAGUAAAUAUCUAAAUUAGAAUAAGUCACCUUAAUUCUAAGUGUACACAUAUAAGGUUCAUUUUAGUUCGAUUGAUGUGGGAACGUUCCUUUAAACCUUAGUCCUUAAUGUACAGUCAUACAAAUGUAAUGAAAUAUAAAAUGUGAAAAUGGGAUGAAAACUUUUUUGCUAUGAAUUUUCAAUAACUAAUGGCUGUCAUUAUCAUCGUCGGCACAUACAUUUGACAAAAAAUGUCCGAAGUACUAAUGCCAUCCGAAGAAAAUUUACAAUACUCGACAAAUGUCAAGUUUUAAAAAAUUAUAAUUGUAAAAAGAAAUAAUCUAAUCUUCUUAUCCCUCUUUGUGAAUUUCUUUGAGCAUCUUCUACACCAUAAAUGCAUCUAGAAAACCUUGGUGUUUUUCUGAUUGUCAAAUAUGAAUGUGUAAUAUUGUAAAUUCAUAGUACUAACAUCACGUCCUAUAUUAUGUGAGAAAACAAAAUAUGCCAAAACAAGUUUGCCGUAAGUGCCUAGGCUUAUAAAAUCGGUAGGUGUCGAAUGCUUAUAUGUAAUAUUGUAUGUAUCAAUUAAUACUGCAUUGUUUAACAACACUUUUACUCAUAAUUAUUGAGAUUUUUCAUGUUUUUCCAGUGAUUUGAAAUACAUAUUUGAAAUUAGUUGGCCAUUUUAUAUAGGCCUUAAAAAAAUUGUUUAAGCUCCAAAAAUAUACAGGGUGUCAUAAAAUAAAUUUAGUCAUUGUGCUUUUAAUCAAUAUCUAUUCAGUAAUUUUUUUGAAAAUUAAAAUAAAAGAAUUUCAUCGUGUAUCGAUGUUUUUAUUCUUUAGUAGCCAGUAUUUUAUAUCUCUGUUUAAAAAGUUUUAGAAAAAGUUAGAAAAAGUGAAUAAAAGUGUUGUUAUUUGCAGUUUCCUAAUAAUACAUUUUACCUACCUACUUAAAAUUUCGUCUUGAAAAAUUGUCAUGCAAUUUUAUGUUGUGUAUCCGUGUGAUAAUUGUGUAUAAGCGUUGUUUUUGUCAAAAUUAAUAGUUGUAUAUUUUUAAGUGAUGACUUAUUUUCUGCUUUGUGUCAUAAGUAUUUAGGUAUCAAGUACAUGGAAUUAAAAGUACGCCAAUCCCUUUCGGCUUUCCGUCAUAUGGAUGAAUAUUUUUUUUUGUAAUUAAAAAGUCAAAAAGGGACUGGUGUUUUUUUAUGCAAAUCCUAUUUAACAGUCAAAUCCGACCAAGUUCCUUGUAUCAUGUCCAAAAGUGUGCCUUUUCCAAAAAUAUUAAGUAGCUAUUUUUGAAUUAGUUUUUGACACAACGGCAAAUCAAUUUUUCAUAUACAAUCGGAAUAAAAAGUUUAUUUUUCUUAGAAAUACUUAAUUAGAACAGCAUGUCAAAAUAGUUGAACGAAAAAUGUGUUUCCACAAAUUCUUGUCUUUUAUACGGGUUAAAUCUUCUAAAAAAACCCGCCUUACACCCGACAGGGUUUUUCGUACAUGUUGUAUAAAUGUUUUCUCAGUAGCAUAAUAGGUAGAUACAGUAUAGUCAUAUUUUCCCUUUUUCACCACACCCAAUGCAUUUUAUCUAAGAGUAGCGUAUUCCAGAAGAAAUAAUUAAAUAUGGUGCAUUUAUACACUAACAAGUAUUAUUGUAGAUAAAUGAACAUAAAUAAAAGGACUAUGAUUACUUACUGAAUUGAAAAAUAAUUUUGUAUAUUUGAGUUAAUAUUUUCAUAUAUUUUUGGAAUUUUGAUUAGUCGAUUGGCACACUAUAUUGUUCACCAAAAUCAAAAUUACAGUCGGAUUUUCUUUUCUUAGUUUGGCUAAGUUUUCGUAGGAAAAUUUGGGCGAUGUGAUUAUUUUUAAGUUUCAAGUUGUUAUUCUUUCUUUUUUUAGUUAAGUUUGUCAUUUUAUAGUUAGACGAAUAACAAAUUUGUGAUGCUUUCGAUGUAGCACGGUUGGUUACAGUCCAAUCAGUCGGGAUUUUGUUUAAUUUAAUGUCAAUUGUAAAGAGUGCCCGUGACUUUGACAUUUUAAAUUUAAGUUGGCUCUACAUAAUAUUAUAAAAUUGGAACGAAUUGGGCUUAAAUAGCUUUCAGAAGGCAUGCCUACCGAGCGACUGACUUCAUUUGGGGGAUACGCCUAGAAAAGCCAUUUUUGAUUUAAUAUUAUGAGAUUAAACUCGAAGUCGCUGCCGCUUUGUAGGCAUAUGCAAGCUUUACGUCAUUAGUUACUUGGUAACUUGUGUAAUAUAUAAGUCGUACGAAUUGAAUAGUAAUCUCGCUAGUAUGAAACUCCCAUGACGCGAGGUUUCGUAUAAAUUCACACGAGUUAUCCCAAGGUUUUCAAACAAGUGUAGGGCCACUUUUAGUCUAGUCUGACUAGCAUGAUAUGUCGUCGUAAGAUUACGACAUAAGUGCAAAAGAGACACAAUAUAUGAGUCAUGAACAAGAAGGAACAAGACGUAAUGUGUCUUGACAAUUCACUUAGUAUAUUGAAUCACUUACGCUUGAAAACCAUAUCUUUGUAGACACUUUUAUUUGAUGCAUUUUGGAAUAUAGAAUUCAUGUGUUUAGCAUCAUGUUUUAUGUGUAAAGUCGAAAUGUAUAUUGUACUUUUGACAUUGUCACUCAAAAGUUAACAAUGAAAAACAGUCCAAAUAAAGAGUGAGAUAGUAUAUAGGUUUUGACACGAUAUUUCUGUGGGUGUGAUCACAAAUUGAAUCGUGAAAAGUGGCGAACUUUGAUACACAUAUACCAACGCAGUGAGUCCUGCGUGUUUUAUUAUACACAUGGAUAAGAAAAGGACUAUACUUGCCGAUUUUGUGUUGACAUAUUAAGAGAACGGUUUUAUAAAUGACACGAUUUGGGUCACGUUCACAGUCAUCUUGUGUAUAUGCCCAGAUAAAAAUAUACAAUAAAAACUAAACGAGUAACUUUUUCAGGUAGGUUCUCUUAUCUAAAUUCUCAAAAUCAAAUCUAAAUAAAAUAUUUUAUAUUUUUAUCUGGGAAAAUUGUGAUGGAUACAGGAAAAUGUUUGCCGAAUUGUAAAAUAUGGAUUUGAAGUCGAUACGAAAAUUUAUCAUUCGUAUUUGAGCUCUAAUAACACCAUUUUUGAACUCGCAACGUGGAUUGCCUAAAACUGUAUUUUAUUUAGCUGUUUAUGAAUUAAGGAUUACCUAAUACCGAAUUUAUUGUUUAACAGUGUCUACUCUUGGUCAAUAUGUACAUUUCAUAUAUUAAAUGUCACUAAUAAAUGUAUAAGUGUAUGACUUGGGCUUUUUCGGGUGAUAUGUGAUUAUUAUUAAAAAUUAAAGUACACUAUAUAAAUAUAUGAUUUUGCACUUUCAAAGUAUAAGUUGUGUCUAAAUUUAUCUUUACAAUAUAUUGAAAAAUAUUCCUCUUUUUACGAGGAAUGUUAUAUCGUCACAGGAAAGGCAAAACUACGUAAUAUUGCUAGUAGAGAUGUGCUGACUACGAUUUUGGCCAACUAGCCGACUGGCAGAUUCAUCGGCCUCGGAAAACCGACUAAUGGACCAAUUGUUAGCUACUACUUUGUAGGGAAAUACUAAUUCUGAAAUUGCCAAGAGGUAUACUUACAAGAAAAUAUUAUGUAGAAUAUAUUGAUAAAAUCAGCAACUUUGUUAUAGAGAAAAAUAGUUAGGUAUCAAAUAUUUUCAACAGACAAUGGUAACGUCUAUUGAAUGCAAAAUAGGUAUAUUUCUUAAUCUUGCAUUUCGUUUACUAACCUGUUAUUGUAAUGGUUAUAAAAUAUUGAUUAAUUUUCACUGAACAGUUAUUUCAUGCAUUUACUAUAUUUAUUACCGACGUACUGUUUUGCCGAUUGCAUCUCUAAUUGCUAGACAUUAAAAAUUAAAAACAAUGUAUUUUUAAGCUGCAUCAUCUAAAUUGGACAAAUGGGUAAAUAAAAAGCUGUGAUAAAAAAAACUGAUACUUACGGCUUUUUCUCGAAAUGACCUUUUGGUGUUUACGUAAUUUUGCUUUGCCUGUGACGAUAUCUAGCGACAGAUUGACAUAAAAAUACUCUAGUGGCUAAUAGCAGCAACUUUUGACAGUUCAUUUUGAAGAGCUGCACUGAAAUAUGAGAAUAUAAGAUUUAUUCAAAUUUAGUUUUGUCUCUUUGAAUUUUUAAUUUGCACAUUACAAUAACUUUUUUUUGUAUUGUCUGUCAAAGGGUAGUAAACUCUUCACGGAAAUGAAUACGACAUAUACCCCUUUAUAACGUAGCUAGCAUGAUUAAAAUGACAUAAUAUAUCUUUCAUCUCUUUCUUACUAAGUUGUAUACCGUUAGCGCGAAAGAGACAUAUCUUUGAUCCCGUCUCUUUCGCACUAGGCGAGGCACUAUAUUCUCCCGUUAUUCCAAUCAUGCUACAUUAUAAGGAGUGAAGUGUAUUUUCAGAUAUGAUCCGAUAAAGCUAAGUUUCGUCAAGAUUGCUUGACUCGCUGUAUAUAAACUUGUGGGCGGUUGUCCCGUUUGUCAAUAAAGCACGUUUGUGGCACUCA
Messenger RNA from Pectinophora gossypiella (pink bollworm), 8966 nucleotides. RefSeq names its product acyl-CoA:lysophosphatidylglycerol acyltransferase 1 (gene PlexA). Gene Ontology annotation, cellular component: semaphorin receptor complex; endomembrane system. NCBI's taxonomy places the organism in Eukaryota, Metazoa, Arthropoda, Insecta, Lepidoptera, Gelechiidae. The record is from RefSeq and is a predicted model, not a curated record. Bases 454 to 1578 code for a protein of 374 amino acids. The transcript has 9 exons. Gene Ontology annotation, molecular function: acyltransferase activity; semaphorin receptor activity; protein binding. Gene Ontology annotation, biological process: regulation of GTPase activity; sensory neuron axon guidance; motor neuron axon guidance.